Messenger RNA from Poeciliopsis prolifica (blackstripe livebearer), 1602 nucleotides. RefSeq lists its product as uncharacterized. NCBI's taxonomy places the organism in Eukaryota, Metazoa, Chordata, Actinopteri, Cyprinodontiformes, Poeciliidae. Bases 2 to 664 code for a protein of 220 amino acids. The record is from RefSeq and is a predicted model, not a curated record. The transcript has 5 exons.
AAUGGCUGAAGCAAGACAAAGACUGGAGGCUCUGAGGUUCAACAAAAACCUUUUCCGAAUCAUUUCCCUGCUGUUUCUGCUUCACAUUGGACAGUCACUGGAUUUUAGAGAUUAUAGGAAUGUUGAAAGCUUGGUGAAUAACUUGCAGAAAGCAGAAGAAUUAGUCACAUACCUUAGAGAAGUACAAAGUGGUACUGAAUUUAUCUUAAUUCUUUUGGAUGAAGCAAAGUUUGUAGCAAACAAGAAGCAUCUUGAACUAUUCCAGCCAUAUCUUCAAGAAGCUGUAGAUGAAGCACACAAACAAAAGGUCAAAAUGUCAUCUUUUACAAUGGGCAUGCAACGGAUUUGCAAUUUGAUCAUGAACACUGAAUGUUACCUUAAAGAAACGAAAAAGUCAAUAUUUACUCAUCAAUCGAAGACAAGGUUAAUUGAAGCCAUAGAGCAACUCCAUGGAUUAUGUGUGAGUUACGUAGCGUUGCAGAAAGACACCUUCAAUGGAAAAACAAAGGAGACUGAAACAAAACUGACAUGGACGUUGAAUAUUCUUACAUUACGGAAGAAGAUUCUCUUUCUUUAUGAAAUUAAACCAGUCGUGAUACUUUGCAUUUUAGCCCUUUGUUGGAUGUGUUCCCGCAUCUGUUCUUGUAUAUUUUCAUACCUAUAAAUUGUUUCAUCAUGAACAUAUAUUUUGUAUCUGCAGUAAAGUUUAACUCUUUCUGAACUUUGCAUGAUUUAGGAUUUAGGAGAAGGUUGUGUUUGUGUCUGUUGAACCAUUUUUAUGUUCAUAUACCUUUAAUCACUGAAGAAUCAUUGUCACGACCUUCUAUUUCCACCCACACUCUGGGUGGAAAUAGGUGGCUUGAUUUGCACGCACUUCCAACUUGAUUGUUUUGUAAAACUAUAUAUGAUUUAUUUCUUACAAAAGUAGAGACAAAAUAAUUUAUAAAAAUGUCUUGCAACUUAGUCAAAAACGAAAAAUGAUCUCAAUUUGAUGUUUGAAGCUCUAAAAAGUGGCCAAAAAAUAAUUUACAAAACCUUCCGUCAACACACCAGACAUUUACCAAACAAUAGACCUCCACCAAGCACCCGGUGUGUUGUUAAUUACUCAAAUUCAUGGGAGGAUCUAACAAUUAUCAAUGUAAUCUAAACAAUUACAAAUAUAAAAGUUAUUUACAAAUUUUGGAUCUAAAUCAACUUAACUACCUUCUAACUUGUUUUUAACUACCCAAAGAAGAAGAAGACUAAAUUGGUAGAAAUUAUAAUUCACAAAAUUUAGCCUAACAUGGCCACAACAAUCACUAAACUACAUUUUCAUGCUUCUUGGCAAAGGUUGCUAUUUAUUUUGUGGUAGCAUGUUCACAAAAAUAAAGAUGACAAUGUGUUAUUUUGUGAAGUCUUCUAUUUUUCUCUUAUUCAUAUUUUUAACUUAGUAAAAUACUUAUUGCCCAGCCAUAAAAUUUCCUCACUACUAAAUAUUCUCAGUCAACUGUUAAGCUUAUUAACUGCAAUGGUUUCCAUGGUGGUUUAUAUUACCUUUACAUGCUUUACCUUUGAUUUUCUAAAUUACAACUUGACUUUUUAUCCAUCAUAAUUUCAAUUUUG